CUGAGUACUAUGAUGGCUUCCUCGGUCCAACUCCAAUAUCAUCCCAACAAUGCGCAGCCGCAGAUGUCGCCUUUGAACCUCCUCGCCACCACAUGCACCAGGAUGUACGACCCCUACCCCCAGGUCUCCCCGGCCUCCACCACCUCCUGCGGCAGCGACGGCUACCUCCCCCAGGUGCCCCUCGAGCCCGCUCGCAGCCCACUCGAAUUCUCGCCCCAUUACCAGACCACCGCCUACCCCAACUACAACAACCAGUAUUGGUUCCAAGGCGAGGUCACCCAUCAACAGCACCAGUACCAAUGGUCCCAGAACUACUACCCCGUCAAGGUCGAAUACUCCUCAAAUUACUCCUCGAAAGCGCGGCGCUGUAUCAAAUGCCAGUGCCCGAAUUGCGUCAACGAGGAGGCCGGCCUCAAAAAACCCUCCACGAAGAAGGUUCAUGUUUGCCACUACCAAGGCUGUGAUAAGGUCUACGGGAAAACCUCCCAUCUCCAAGCCCAUUUGAGGUGGCACACCGGGGAGAGGCCCUUCGUGUGCAAUUGGCUCUUUUGCGGGAAAAGGUUCACGCGAUCCGACGAAUUGCAAAGACAUUUGAGGACUCACACGGGAGAAAAAAGGUUCGCUUGUAGCGUCUGUACCAAGAGGUUCAUGAGGUCGGACCAUCUGGCAAAACACGUCAAAACCCACAAGAAUAAAAAAAGUGAAGUGAAAAGUGAAAAUGGGUGCGGGAAUGCGUUCAUUACCAUGGGAGAGCAAUAA
Molecule: messenger RNA, 759 nt
Organism: Tribolium madens (black flour beetle)
Lineage: Eukaryota; Metazoa; Arthropoda; Insecta; Coleoptera; Tenebrionidae
Gene: Btd
Product: transcription factor Sp5-like
Exons: 2
Coding region: 10-759 (249 amino acids)
Biological process (GO): regulation of transcription by RNA polymerase II
Molecular function (GO): RNA polymerase II cis-regulatory region sequence-specific DNA binding; DNA-binding transcription factor activity, RNA polymerase II-specific
Source: RefSeq, a predicted model, not a curated record